Messenger RNA from Rotaria socialis, 444 nucleotides. NCBI's taxonomy places the organism in Eukaryota, Metazoa, Rotifera, Eurotatoria, Philodinida, Philodinidae. The record is from the annotation of a GenBank genome assembly.
AUGAAUUCAUCGAUCUUAUGUUCAUAUAAUUCAAACAGUUGCCACUUCAUUGAUGGUUCUGGACGUUGUCUAUCGAAUGACAAGGUCCUUGAUUUAGUUCUAAAAUAUGUCAAGCCAACCUAUUAUGAAUGGGUAUUUAUUGUAAUCUAUGUGAUUGUUUUCAUUGUGGGUACCAUCGGUAAUAUACUUGUAAUUAUUGUUAUACAACGAAAUCGAAGCAUGAGAACGGUGACAAAUAUGUUUAUAAUGAAUUUAGCCGCAGCUGAUCUUCUAGUACUUCUAUUUUGUUUGCCAGCUACAGUUGUUCAAGAUGUAACUAAAACAUGGUUUUUUGGUUUAUUUCUUUGUAAAUUCGUUAACUAUAUACAGGUAUGCGAUUGUUUUACUUUAUCAUUUAUUAUUCCAGAGUUAGAAACGCAGAAUAAAAAACAAUGCUAUAGUUAA